CAACAGCAAGAUUUAUCAGAUCAUUUCCCAUGAAUGAAAUGUUACAGUGAGGGACUUUACGUCACUCAACCUGAUUCAUUGUAGGCUUGCAGUAUUCCAUGGUUAGGUUUAGUUUCUUCUUUAUUAAUGGAUUUCUAAUAAUUUUCAUUGCAGAGAGACAAAGUCGUGUUGCCAUUGUUGUUAAGGCUACAGGUGAAAGCUCUGAAUCUUCGACUUCUCUGAGUGUUGUUAAAUCUGUACAAAAUGUUAAUCCAGGAGUUCCCCCUGUUGCAGCCUCAAAGCUUUCACCGCUUCCUCCUGAACCUGUUGACUAUGAUCGUGGUCCUACAGUUAAUAUCCCUCUUGAUAAUGGAAAGGUAGACUAAAGUUCAAAGGAUGUUGAACCUGUUUCCUAUUUUUUUGCAUAGACAUAGGCUUUGUUAAUUUCAUUAUCCUCUGCUGCAAUCUACAGGUGAAUUGAGGAGGAGGGAGCAGGACUGAUAGUGCAUUGACGUUUGGGUGGUUUUUCUUGAGUUACGUGGUAUUAUGCCAAAAAUAUUACCGGAGAUAUCUAUGAAUUUGGGUGGAUUAGUGAGAUGUACGGUUAUUCUUUUGGUGCAGCAAAGUAUGUCACCCGCUAUUCACGAAAAUCCUUACGAGUCCUCGGUAGUGUAGGCGAGACUAUAAAUCCUAGUGCAUGGAGGUGGUUUUUCAAUAUAGUUGGAGAUUCAAGAUGCCUCAUAUCUGACACUUGGUGGCAAACAAAGACAGGUGGCUUUAUGCACUACACUGCAGCUUGCGGAGGACAAAAGCUUCAGAAUGCUGUUGUCAAUGCUUAUGCAAUGGGUAAGGUGAGGAUGUUAGCUUCUGAUAUCGAGACAGCCACAAAGGUCAUAUAGAGCAGGAAUUCCUCCAAAGCUGCAGAGUUAGGUGGCUUUGUGCUCUAGCAGAUGAAUCCAGAUAUGUGGUAUGUGGAGCUGGCUCUUGGUGGCAGCAAAAUUCAUGCUGGAUAUAACGGCAAGCUUGUUUGAAGGCACACACCGUGGCUAUUUCAGCCAGAAAAUUGGGCUCCUUGUACACCUUGAAGACUCCCAUUUGACUUGCAUCCAAAGCAAUGGCACGGAUGCUGUGUAGUUGGUUUUUCCUGUAUUAUGUAUGAAGUUAAAUUAUUGACGUUGGAUUAGACUUGGUUCUUAUGGAAUUUGUAAUAUAUAUAUAUAUAAUUGGACGUUCAAUAUUAAUUUUUUGGAUGGUUGGAACUAAAAU
Molecule: messenger RNA, 1245 nt
Organism: Camellia sinensis
Lineage: Eukaryota; Viridiplantae; Streptophyta; Magnoliopsida; Ericales; Theaceae
Source: RefSeq, a predicted model, not a curated record